Molecule: messenger RNA, 705 nt
Organism: Colletotrichum aenigma
Lineage: Eukaryota; Fungi; Ascomycota; Sordariomycetes; Glomerellales; Glomerellaceae
Product: UPF0641 membrane protein
Exons: 2
Coding region: 1-705 (234 amino acids)
Cellular component (GO): membrane; endomembrane system
Source: RefSeq, a predicted model, not a curated record
AUGGCUCGUCACCGAUUGCAGCGGCUUGAGUCCCCGUCGAGAACACUGUCGCUUUUGCUUCAUGUUGCCGGCCUUUGCUCCUUCUUUGCUUCGUUCCAGUUCUUGAGCACUCUCACGCACGAGAUCUCCAUGGGCUUUGGAGGCAACUAUCAGCAUCUCACAAACAUCGGCUUGAUUUUGUCUGCAACCACCUUUGGGAUUGGUCUGCUAGCCGACAUUACUCUGAUCCCUCAACUGUUCGCCGUCAAGAACGCUCUCUCGACUACGGCCGCUCCCCUCGAAGUCCUCAUCAGCAUCUUGUACUGGGGAAUUCGGUCAAUCGACGAGCGUCUUUUGAUUCCCGAGGGUUUCGAGCUUCACUGGCUUCCAGAUGUCGGCUUUCACCUUGUGCCGGCAGUGGUCCUGACCCUCGACUUGAUCCUGUUCAGCCCUCCAUGGACUAUCCGCGCGUACUCAGCCAUGACUAUUAGCAUGGUGUUUGCUUUCUUGUACUGGGGCUGGGUUGAGUUGUGCUUCAGCAAGAACGGAGCCUACCCGUACCCAAUCUUCGCAGUCUUGAAUACGGCACAGAGAGUAGGGUUGUUCACCUUCUCGGCCAUGUUGAUGACAUUGAGCACGAGUUUUCUCAAGUUCGUUUACGGGCGAUUCAACGGCGUUGAACGUAUGGAGAAGGAGGCUUACAAGCCCCUUAAGAAGACUUUAUAG